Aspergillus viridinutans is the source of this 207-nucleotide messenger RNA. RefSeq lists its product as uncharacterized. NCBI's taxonomy places the organism in Eukaryota, Fungi, Ascomycota, Eurotiomycetes, Eurotiales, Aspergillaceae. The transcript has 2 exons. The coding region runs from base 1 to 207 and encodes 68 amino acids. The record is from RefSeq and is a predicted model, not a curated record.
AUGAAGUCGGGCUUCGAGGAAGAAGACCCCACCGCCGUGUUCGUGGCCGAUGGUGGCCAGGACUGGUACAAGCGGACGGUGCCCAAGUUCGAGGUCAGUGCAGUGUUCUUGAUGGUGCUCGAGGCAUCCACCCAGCAGGUAUAUGUCGAAAUUGAUGUCUACGAGGGCUGUGAGGUUCUGGGAAAAUCUCUCUACACUAUCUGGUAA